Perkinsus marinus ATCC 50983 is the source of this 249-nucleotide messenger RNA. RefSeq lists its product as hypothetical. The record is from RefSeq and is a predicted model, not a curated record. The transcript has a single exon. The annotation marks the transcript as partial. Lineage: Eukaryota; Perkinsozoa; Perkinsida; Perkinsidae.
AUACUGGCCACCUGUCAACUACUCGUUGAUAUAUCAACCAACCGGCAUCCUCUUGAAGAUGCCCUUGCUGCACGUCGCGGCCGCCGCCACCGGCAACAGACGAAGACCCCACAGCGGAUGGGACCUCGACAGGAGGUGCUGGCCCCUCACCCCGUCUCCCAACCUUCCAACUUACCCCAAGUGCCCUCAUACCAACGCCCUCGUCAAGGUUUGGCUUCAGUGCAGCCGCCGCCUGAUCUUACUACUCCG